Molecule: messenger RNA, 219 nt
Organism: Acaulospora morrowiae
Lineage: Eukaryota; Fungi; Glomeromycota; Glomeromycetes; Diversisporales; Acaulosporaceae
Source: the annotation of a GenBank genome assembly
AUGGAUAACAGUGAAAGAUUAUUUCAAUGGGCUAUUACCGAAUACGAAUUGAUCAAUAUUCCUAUAGGAAAAUUAAAAAAUAAGAAGAGGAUAGGAAGAGGAGCAUUCGGUUACGUGUAUAAAUGCAAUAUUGACGGAGAUUCUAGAAUGGUGGCAAUAAAAGAAAUAGCCGUUUCCGACGAAGAUAGCGAUAAAUCUAUUAAAUCCUUCCUUAAUGAG